AUGAAUCCAAAUGCUAUAGAAUUAUUUAAUAAGUUAAAGAGAGAGGAUGAAAGUAAUAACAAAUGUUUUGAUUGUAGAAUUUCUAAUCCUGAUUGGGUAUCAGUAAAUCAUGGAAUAUUUUUGUGUAUUAACUGUUCAGGUGUCCACAGAAGUAUGGGUGUACACAUAAGUAUAGUAAGAAGCAUAAAAAUGGAUAUAUUUAGUGAUGAACAAUUAAAAUAUAUGGAUAAAGGUGGUAAUAAAAAAUUCCAAACUUAUUUAGAAAAUUAUGGAAUUAGUGAUUUUAUUCCAGAAAAAAAAUAUCGAACGAAAGCAGCCGAGCAUUACAGAAAAAUUCUUAGAUCAAUUGUUCAUAAUUCUGAACCUCCAUCACCUUUAUCAUUAGAUGAAGGAAAGGAUAUUAUUAAUUAUGGAAUAAAUGAAAAUAUAAAUUACAAUGAAAAUAAUAAAAACUAUAAUAUUAAUGAACAAAAUAACUACAUUCCAUCUAUAAAUACAUCGGAUAUCAUAGAAAAUGUCAGUUCUACUUUUUCUACUUUAUUUAAUAAAGCAUCAAAUAUAACAACAAAUACAAUAAAUAAUAUAAACACAAAUGAAAUUAUUGAAACAACAAAAGGUACACUGAUUAGUAGUGGUAAUUGGUUUACUGAAAAAACAAAAAGAAUUGCAGAAAAUGUUAGUGAUAGUCCAUGGUGGACUAAAAGUCAAAAUAAAAUAAAAGAUGUUACACAAAAUGCAAGUGGUUGGAUCUCCAGUAUUUCUUCAACUGUUUCAAGGUCAAAUAGCAAUUUGUUUUUUUCUAAUAACAAUUCUAAUUUGAAAAAUAAUAAUAUGAAUACUAAUGAAGAAAUUAAUAAUACUAAUAAUGGAAACGCAAAUUUUAAUAAUUUUAGUGCAAAUAAUGAGUAUAUUAAUUAUAACUCAAAUAAUAAAAAUAAUUUUAAUAGAAGUAAUACAAGUAAUAGUUUUAAGAAAGGUCAAAGUAGAAAUGAAUUUUUUAAUGAUGCUGAAGAAACUAACUGGAUGUCUGAUAGUUGUAAAAAAUAA
Messenger RNA from Plasmodium gallinaceum, 1047 nucleotides. RefSeq names its product ADP-ribosylation factor GTPase-activating protein, putative (gene ARFGAP). The transcript has a single exon. The coding region runs from base 1 to 1047 and encodes 348 amino acids. Gene Ontology annotation, biological process: COPI coating of Golgi vesicle. NCBI's taxonomy places the organism in Eukaryota, Apicomplexa, Aconoidasida, Haemosporida, Plasmodiidae. The record is from RefSeq and is a predicted model, not a curated record. Gene Ontology annotation, molecular function: GTPase activator activity.